AUGUCUACCGAAGAACAACAACAAGGCGCAUCCUGCCUCCCCACAGAGCUCCAACCAGACAAGCCCACUUCCUCCGUCUUUUCCCGCUCAGAAGACGCCCCCGUGCACAAUGUCCCUAUGAGAGUCAUCAACCGUCCCCUUCCGUCAGAACUCGACGAAAACAAGGUGCAGGCGUUCAUGGAUGAGAUGAAGGCAAGUUGUCGCGGCGACGCAUUUACCCCGAUAGAAGUCGUCAAAGUCAAAGCUCCGCUCAAGACCGACCCGACAGGCCCAGCACAGGUAUUUUACUUUGCGAUGGGUGGGUGUCAUAGAUAUGAGGCGACCAAGAGGCUGCAGUGGGAGACGAUCAGGGCGAGGAUCAUCGAGGUGCCGGCUAGCCAGAUGAGAGUGUAUCUAGGGGCGGGCAGUCCGUUCUGA
Messenger RNA from Cryptococcus wingfieldii CBS 7118, 417 nucleotides. RefSeq names its product sulfiredoxin. Gene Ontology annotation, biological process: cellular response to oxidative stress. Bases 1 to 417 code for a protein of 138 amino acids. NCBI's taxonomy places the organism in Eukaryota, Fungi, Basidiomycota, Tremellomycetes, Tremellales, Cryptococcaceae. The record is from RefSeq and is a predicted model, not a curated record. Gene Ontology annotation, molecular function: sulfiredoxin activity. Gene Ontology annotation, cellular component: cytoplasm. The transcript has 2 exons.